AUGGAUGAGAAAACUGCAUCCAAAAACAUUUCCUCCGACGGAGACAAGCGAAUGGAAGAAUUGAUUCAAACACUUCCACAAGAGAAAGACUGGGUUGGCUCCGCUAUCUACCAAUACCAAGGCUUUUGGUGCCCAUUCUAUGUACCCAAGUCAAUCAUUGCAUUUCAAAACCCCUUCAAAGCGCAUGAAACUGAUAUCUUCUUAAUCACUAUGCCCAAAUCAGGCACCACGUGGUUGAAGGCUCUCAUCUUCUCCAUUGUGAACCGCAACCAAUUUCCACCCACGCAAAGCCCUUUACUUGCCACAAGCCCCAAUGAACUUGUACCUUUUAUUGAUUUGGACGUCUACUCAAAAAACCAAACUCCUGAUCUUGAAAAUGAAACUUUUCCUAACCCAAGAAUUUUUACGACUCACACACCCUACGGUUCAUUGCCUGAAUCCAAUUGUCGUAUUGUUUAUCUUAUUUGCAGGAACCCUCUCGAUCAAUUCAUCUCGGAGUGGCACUUUAUUGUGAACCAUUUUCCUAGAAAUGAACGUGUCAAACCUGUUUCAAUAGAGGAAGGUGUUGACAAGUUCUUGAAAGGAAUCUUUUGUCUAUUUUGCGAACAUGUUUUAGGGUAUUGCCGGAUGAGCUUGGAGGCUCCUGAAAGAGUCUUAUUUUUUAAAUAUGAAGAUUUGAAGGAGGACAUUUCUUCCAACUUGAAGACGCUGGCUGAUUUCUUGCGCUACCCUUUCUCGGAGGAGGAAAUCAGACAAGGAGGUGUAGAAGGAAUAUCAAAACUUUGUAGCUUCGAAACCCAGAAGAAUCUGGAAGUGAGCAAGAGUGGGCAAAGCGAUGUUAGGUUUAAGAAUUCAGCAUUUUUCAGGAAUGGUAAAGUGGAAGAUUGGAUAAAUUUCGAAAAUUCAUUAAUUGCUGAUCGCAUGGAGCAACUUUUUGAAGAAAAACUUAGUAAUUCCGGCCUCGGAGUUUGAUUUGUUAGACAAAAAAGCAUAGACUUCGAAAUCCAGUAAGUACUUAGGAA
Messenger RNA from Theobroma umbraticum, 1022 nucleotides. Lineage: Eukaryota; Viridiplantae; Streptophyta; Magnoliopsida; Malvales; Malvaceae. The record is from RefSeq and is a predicted model, not a curated record.